Molecule: messenger RNA, 1846 nt
Organism: Papilio polytes (common Mormon)
Lineage: Eukaryota; Metazoa; Arthropoda; Insecta; Lepidoptera; Papilionidae
Gene: AANATL7
Exons: 5
Molecular function (GO): N-acetyltransferase activity
Source: RefSeq, a predicted model, not a curated record
AAAUUGAAUUCGAUACUUCAUAUGCGUCAUUUAUCAAACUAAUCUAAUUUAUUUAGACAAAUUAUAGAAACCUCUUAACUUUAGACAACGCUCUAUCAAUGCAGGCAUUUGUCAAUAUUACUAAGUUAGGUCGUGUACGCACUAGUGACUAGUCGGAACACCUUCGGCGUUUCAAGUGAUUGAAAAAGGUUGCGAACCGCAAGGUACUUGGAAUGAAAAUUAUUUCCACGCACACUUUAUUCUCUGUAGUUAUUACUUAAAUUACGUAUUUUAAACUGAUCGGCAGGCAGGCACAUGAUUUUAUCAACUGUGGUUUUUGACCGCACAAUGUGAACAGAGACAUAGUCUCUUUGGUUACCAUAGCAACUGUCAUCCUAUGUUAGGAAAAAAUGUUUCGACUUUUAAGUAGAAAAAUUUUAGGUUUCUUUUUAAAAACCUCUUGCCAUUUUAUGAAUCUUGGAUGAAAUGUUGUCAACAGUUGUUUUUCGUCUUGGAACUGAAAGUUUAAGGGCGGGCGGGGCGCGUUUCAGUUAUCACGGGCUCAGUGCGCACAGGGCGGUCCACGGCAACGCACGAGGUAUGGUGAACUUCGUGAGGAUAACUGUUGAUAUGGGGGAGGCGGUGCUGCAGCAUUUGAGGGACAGUUUCUUUGCUGAUGAGCCGCUCAACAAAGCCGUGGAGUUGUGCGAGCGAGGACAGCCCCAUGCCGCUCUCGAACGCCUCUGCACUGCUACUAUAGCUGAUGGACUGUCCAUAGCUGCGAUGGAAGGGGACACGCUGCUCGGCGUAGCUCUCAACGGCAUCUUAUGACCCGGGGACAUAGAGCAGUCUAUCGAGAAGAUACAGCAAUCUUCAGACGAGAAGUACAACAAGAUCUUUACGAUACUCUACACCGUGAGUAAGGAUCUGGAUCUCUUUAACACAUACCAAGUGGAUCGCAUACUGGAAUGCAGAAUUAUCUCUGUGUCGGACGCGGCGCGCGGCAAGGGACUGGCCAAGGAAUUGAUGAAGCGAAGUAUCGAUAUCGCAAAGGAAAAGCAAUUUAAGUUGUUCAAAGUGGACGCGACGGGCGCAUACUCGCAGCGUAUCUGCAGCUCUCUAGGUCUGCGUACUCUGCGGCGCGUGAGUUAUGCGGACUACCUCGGCGCGGAUGGUAAGCCCGUUUUCAACGUGCCGCCGCCGCAUGACGCACUCGCAGUUAUGGCGUUGGAGUUACCUUAAUCGGUAUUAUUUUACGAGUAUCAACUGCCAUAUGUAUUAUCCUAUUUGGAGUAAAUAAAAAUAAUGUAGAUAUGUGUAAUGACAAUUGGAAUUUACAGUUAAAAUUGUCGGUUUCUUCCGUAUACUUGUCGUCAGUUACUGGCUUUGUAGUUAAAUUUAAUUGACUAUUAUGAAUGAUAUUUUUGCAAAUAAAUCAUGACUAUGUAUUAUCUGACUUAAUAUGAGUAUGUAUUAAACAUUAUCUAGUAAGUUCUAAGCACAAUUCACACGCACAUUAUGAUUUAGUGUCAAGAAAAAUUAUAAUUUGUAUACCGUUUCAUAGUAGAAUCAUAUUCCUUAUGUGAAAUUGUGAUGUUAAUGCCAAAUUAAACAGACUUUUAAUAAUUACUGAAUAAAAUUAGUUCCACAGUAAAGUACAGCUUUUGAGAUAUAUUUUUAACCGUGCGUAAUAUUCUUAACAUGACUAAAUUAAAAAAAGUAUAUAAAAUUAUGACGUAUAUUUAGAUGUUUGACGUAUUAAUGUUGUUUAAAUGUUCAUUUAGAUGAACUAUAUAAUGAUGUAUCCUUUUAUAUGUGUUUACAAUCUUAGAGUUUAGAUGUAGCGAUGUUUCCUGCAAAUGUACUA